GAGUAUGAAUUUUGCGUAGCCCACUGGCAUAAGGAAUGUAAUUCAUUGGUGCAUUGGUGCAUGGAGUUCUAACAACGCUCUUCCAGACGUAUUCAGAGAGACUUACAAAACAACUUCUUGAGGACACGCAGGAGUUUCAAAGAUCUACAGUAGGCUACAAUGCUGGACACUUCGUCUAAGGCAUUUUGCACUGAGCGCAAGGGCCGGUGGUUGCGUGGCGCACUGUGCCACCACUAUAGCCCGGACCCUUGUGUAGCGAACGAGAUCCUGGUCCUGUCUACUGGCAUCGACCAGUACUUGCAGGAGAUCUUCCAUCAUCUUGUGUUCCACAACUCUGAGGAAGCUAUCUCCAAAGAGGACUUCAGUAUGCUUUGCUUGAUAUUGGGAAUUUCAACAGCAAAUAGUCACCAGGACAAAAAAGAAGGUGAGGACGGAGGAGGUAUUUUGACCGACUUACCUUGCGAGCUGAAAUUUAGAGAAUUUCACGCUCGCCUGUGUGGUCAUUUUUCCUUAAAUGCCAAAGGCGGGAAGUCUGCGGUGCGUCUCCCUGUCUCUGAAGAAACCGAGCACAUAGAACGUGAGAUCCGUGUUCGGUGGCCACGAGUUCGCCGACGGAAGUGUGUGAGUUUUGACCUGUCUAGAGAACAAAGAGAUACAGUCAAAAGAAAGCAAGAGCAGUCGUCGGAGAACAGAACUUUUGCUGACUGGAGCAGCGAGACAGCGAGCGCCCUCAGUCCGCAGAGGGUCCUGCAAGAGCAGCUCACCAUGGAGAACGCCAGCCUGAGGGAGCUGGUGGAGGACCUGCGCUCUGCCCUGCAGGCCAGCGAUGCCCGCGCCAUCGCUCUGGAGGUGGCACUGCGCCGCGCCACCGAGGGGAAGGAGGACAGAUUCGAGACUGCCGCGGGCAACGCCAAAGCCGCGACCCCGAGCCAGAACAGCGGCCGGAGCGGUGGCGGUGGCGGUGGCGGCCGCUGCUGGGGUCAGCGGAAUUGCGCGGACCUGCAGCGGGAGCUGGAUCUGAUGCGCUCGUCGCGCGACGGACAGGUGCAGGAGGCCAUGCGCUACGGCCGGCAGCUGGAGGCGGAGCUGAACAAGGCCCACCGGCAGGCCGAGCUGCUGGAGGAGGCGGCGGGCCGGCUGCGGAAGGAGCGCGCUCAGAUGAGGAGCAGGGUGGAGGAGGCGCGGGCGGCGCUGGCCGCCGGCCUCAAGAGGGUGGAGGAGCUGCAGGGGCAGGCCGGCCAGGUGGCCCCACUGCAGGAGCGCGUCCAGCAGCUGGAGACGGAGCUGGACCACCUCAGACGGUCUGUUUCCUUUAGGUACAUAUAUUCCUGCAAAGCUGCAAGCGAAGCAGAAGUGGACUCUGAGGGUGAGAGUCCAGCUGCGGUCAUCUCUGGCCAGUCCACUCCACAUGUCCAUCCUGGGGGUGAGGACCGCAGCAUCCGAGGAGGAGAAGAGUGUCUGCAGAGGGCUGUGGAGGGCCGAGCGGCUUCAGACGAGGAAGCAGAGGAGGAGGAGGAGGAGAGGGGGGAGGACGAAGGCCAGUGUUGCCUUCUGGAGGCGAAGAGGCUUAUUCAGCAUCUGCAGCAUUGCACAAAAGGGUGCCAGAACGCCGCCGUACGCCAGGCUUUCUUGUUGCACAAUCUUCACCAUGGUGAUGGGGAGUGUGGAAGCGCAGCGAGGGGAUUGGGCGGCACGCUUCAGAGCCACGAGUGGGAGUGGAAGAGAUCGUGCGAGCUGGAGAAGGAGUUAGAGCGGUGUCAGGAGGAGGUGCUGGUGCUGCAGGGGGAGGUGCAGGAGGUGGAGACGGAGCGCGUGCGGCUCUCUCUGCUGGAGGAGCGGCUCACCGACGCCCUGGAGCUGCUGCUGCAGCUGCGCUCAAAGAGAGUGUCCCGAAGGAUGCUGGGUAAGAUCCUCAUGAGCUCUUUGGAUGUCUUCAGCCAAAAUGAUCAAGGUCCCUCAGCCGUGCUGCAGGUGGUGGACACCCUCUGCCAGCAGCUUCUGUCCAGUGAGCUCCUGAUCUCAGGGGAGGCUGGAGGAGGUGCGGGGGAGAGUGGGGCGCCAGCAUCCUGGCCCAGAGUGCCGGCCUCCGGCCAGAGCGCCACCAACCCCCUGCUCAUCUCCUGCUGAUGAGGCCGUCCUACAGCACAGCUGCCUCUAACCCACUCUAGGGGUGCCUCUCAUUCGUCUUUUAUACAUCCUCCCUUCCUUCCUUCCUUCCUUCCUCGGGCCUCGUGCUCACUGAUCUACAUAAAGAAUGAUGGGGCGGCAACAAUGGGGUAGUCUAUUUAGUGUUAGUUAUAGUGGGAAUGAGCCUGGAGGACCGAGCAUCGAGGAGAGAUGUUGAGAGGCACCCUGUAGACCUUUCAUCAGACUGACAUUUGGGAGACAUUUUCUGUGCCGGUUCAGUUGUGAAAUCACCAGUUGGGGGCAACAUCCUGUACCUGAACGGUUCGGUGCACAUAUGCGUACCUUUACACCCCUACGAUGUACAGUGCUGAAGAAAAUCUUCACAGAUUGUUGGGAUAAUCUGAAUGACUGGCGCAGACACAAACUAUUCAUGAACAUACUGUAUCAUCAAUAUAAGCUAACAUGUUCUUAACUUUACCACUAGUUUACUCUACCUCCUUUCCAAAUUGGUGGUAAAAGACAAAGCAUUUGAGACGGAUCUUAAGCACUAGUUGGGUUUCCAGUACAGCUUUGUGUAAAACUUACCGAUAUUUGAUAUACAACAAGUGAGACACAAAUGUGACUGGUUGUUUCCAUUAGCUGUAAGUGAUACAGUGCGAUUAAAUAUGAGUUUUUAAUCUUCUCAUGAUAGUUAUUCCAGAUACUGUAAAUGUGACAAUGAAUUUACCAAAAGAUUUGACAGUUUAACUAAACUGCAUCCUACCAAAGCUGUGUGUUAUGUCUCUAGCUGAUGUCGUUUCCUGUGCUUCAUUAUUCACACAUACAACACUGUGGUAGUAGCUAUUAAUAGAGGACGGCAGAAAAAUAACUGUCGAAAGCUAAUCCCUAAACCCUAAUCAGGACAAACUCACUCUUUUGUUCCAGAAUACCAGUGGAUGUUACUGUUAACUUUAACCAGCCAUCAAAUUCAGCACUGAUAUUAGGGAGUGGUUUGUAUAAUAUUUUAACACUAAUAUUAUAACUUGCCCAAAUAUUUAAACAAAUGGUUAAUUGUGGAAUUUGAUUGUAUCUUACUAUCGAAUGCAAUUUUCUCAUCAUUAAGCUUAGACUCAGCUUUUUGAUAUGAGAUUUGCACAGAUCUGAGGAGAUUUUUUGGAGUAGGAUGGAUGCAGUUGUGUACUUAAUUUCAGAGAAUAUAUACUGUAUGUCCAUAUUAUUUAAUACUAACCCUGUCAGGGCAAUCACUGGUUGUGUACAAAGCGGUGCCAACCAGUCUCCUCUGUCACUGUUUACAGCCUGCCCCACUUCCAGGCUUCAUUUGACAGGAUGGUGAAGAGACGACAGGAAGGGAGGGGGGGGGGGGGGGGGGUUACUUCAGACCAGACUUGAACUGUUUGUGGUAGACAGAGGAUCCCCCAUUUCACCUGUUUGUAUCCCUGAACUACAUGUGCCAUGCUGUAUGCUAUUUGAUAUUGUAUGUGGGAGACAAAAUGUCGAUAAGCUUUCCCCUGGCAUUUCACAUGCCUUAGUUUUUCCUAGAGCAUUGGUUACAAGGCACUUAACAGUACAGGAGUGUGAGGACAUUGAAUCUUUCAAAUCACUAAAAGCACUGAACUGAACUUUAUUGUGUUCAGAAGACACAGUUUUCAUGAUCGUUUGUGUGAGUGACUGUAAUUCUGCAAUGCUGUCAAAUCUAUGUUAAUAAUCAUGAAUAAAAUAUUGCA
This is a messenger RNA of Sardina pilchardus (European sardine), 3851 nucleotides long. RefSeq names its product EF-hand and coiled-coil domain-containing protein 1. NCBI's taxonomy places the organism in Eukaryota, Metazoa, Chordata, Actinopteri, Clupeiformes, Clupeidae. The coding region runs from base 160 to 2127 and encodes 655 amino acids. The transcript has 8 exons. The record is from RefSeq and is a predicted model, not a curated record.